Molecule: messenger RNA, 3713 nt
Organism: Dreissena polymorpha
Lineage: Eukaryota; Metazoa; Mollusca; Bivalvia; Myida; Dreissenidae
Product: phosphatidylinositol polyphosphate 5-phosphatase type IV-like
Exons: 14
Coding region: 178-3264 (1028 amino acids)
Biological process (GO): phosphatidylinositol dephosphorylation
Molecular function (GO): phosphatase activity
Source: RefSeq, a predicted model, not a curated record
UGUAAAUUCCAAUAUGGUGGGAUAAACAAUAUUUUGACAGCUUGUCACGAAGAUUAUCCUCCAGUUUUCACUCAUGUCAAGUUUGACGUUUGGUGAAGAUAGAAUGAACCGACUCCUCUCAGGCAAUUCAGCAUGAGGUAGUAUUACGAUCGUCACAGCCAUGGAUGAUAGCGCGAGAUGGACAUAGACUCUGAACCCACUGAAGGGAGCUUAGUGAACCUGCGACAGAAGCCGCCAGCUAAAGGGCGGAAAAAGAAAAGUGCCGCUGCCAAGCUAGCAGAACGAAAACGGAGGGAUUCUGGAGGAGGAAGUGAAUUUGGCUCCACAGCAUCCUUACAACAGGGUGCAGAAAAAGAGUCUGCCUUAACUCCAAAGAGGAAUGAGUCAAAAGAGAAUAUCAAUGAACCAAAAGUAAAUGGCUUAUCUGGAACUGGGACAUUGUUAACAAGUGCUAACAAAGAAGUGAGCGGAGUGACUUGUGGUAGUAAAACUGAUUUUAAGGAUACGAACGGAGAAAUUAACAAUGGUGUAAAAACAAAUGAGGAUACCACUAAUUCCAGAGAGAAUUUGUCGAAAAAAACAAGCCCACCUAAGCCAGUGCCUAGAAAAGUCAGUAGACGAAAGCCAGUGGACAGAAAUCCGUUUGAUCCAAGCAAUGUUACAGAGGGAACUGUUGUGAGCAUUUAUGAGAAACGAGACGCUACAAGACGGUCUCGGAAAGAUUCUUCCUCAACAUCUGGGAGUAAACCAGACUUGAUAACUGACUCCGAUACCUCACAGAAAUCAAAUUCAAAACGCGAUCUCUUUCCACAAGGCGAGGGUUCCGAGUUGAAACCUAGGUUUGGUAACUCUUCCCUAUUAGCUCCGUCUAAAACCAGGGGAGGUUUGUCUUCAUUGGGCGAUUUGCCAGCCUUAGACGGGGGGUCCGCGCAAAAGUUGCGAGGCGAUGAUCGUUUGAACCCUGUGCCUAUGGACAUUGAUGCUGAUUCAGAUCAGGAAAGUAACGCUGGUAAUGAUAAACAUUCUGAUUUAAUCAGUAAAAAUGCGCCUUCUGAUGCAACAGUGCACAGGUUUCGUGCUUUACGUAUGACUCCUGACCGGUCAAGAUCUGAAGAAUCGUUGAAGAACGCUCAGUUUGCUCCUAAACCGCCCUCAACACCUCGAUCAGCGAGAAGAAAUUCGUCAAAGGGUGAAAAGCGUAAUCGUGAAGCAAACUCUUCAGACGAAGGACAAGAUAUUGAUUCUAAGAAACAGAAUUCUGACGGGAUUAAGAUUAGUGAAAAUAUUGGGAAUUAUAGUUUGUCAAAUUCACAAAUGGCUGACGAAGAGAAAAUGGAUGUGGACCAUGAUAUUAAAAUUGAAAGGAAACCUGCUAAGGGUAUAGUACUGCAUCCUGAUGUAAAAGAGGUUAAAGACAUAAGUGAACUAAAUGUUAAUCAGAACAUGCAGGAUCCUGAACAAUCGUUGAGUGGGGAAAACCUUGUAAAGCCAAGAGUGAGUCAGUCACAAAGAACAAAUGUAGAAAUCAGCCCAGAUAUGAGUUUUAAUGUCUCUCCGGAUAAGUAUGAAUUUGAAAUAUCUCCAGAGAAACGAAGCAACGUAUCAAGUGCUCAAAGUUUGGAUGUGGACUCGGUUGAUAAAAAAGGUGCAGUGAAAAAUUUGGCAAAAACAAGUGCAAGAAGACUUUUACCGCUAGAUGGAAGUGACUUGAAUACAUCUGAAAAGCCAUCUCUUGAUACUUUAGGUUCAGCAUCUGAUUUACAAGCCAUCAAUUCAAAUUACCAAAAGGUGCUUCAAGGAAAGACUUCGAGUAAAGAAUUGCCGACUCUGGCACAGAAUACUCCAAAGCCAAGUGGUUCGGGCACAAUGUUCGACAUCGUAAUGCCAGAACCUAAACCAAAUGCAGGGAAAUUGGCCCCUAUUCAGCCAAAGAACCCUCCUCCCCCUCUAACAGAAGAUAUGAAAUCUCAGUCGAUGAGAGUCUCCUACAAGACAGACCCCAGCUACCCACUACCAAAGUACUUUGCACGGUCUGUGUCUGGCGGUAGCACCGACAGAUCCAAGUUUGAGACAAUGUCAAUGCGAUCAAACUUUGCUUUGUCUGCGAUACCUAGUUUAGCAACAAAGGAUGCAAGAGACAGGAUGAGAAGUCAUGGUGGCACUAGUUUGUUGUCUUCCCUGGAGUUGGACCGACUUUUCCCGGACAGAAAGAUUGGCUUGUGGGCGGGAACGUGGAAUAUGGCUGAGAUGAAGGAGUGCAAGGCACAGUUGGAUGACUUCUUAUUGCCGGAAGCCAGUGAGUUUGUUCAGGACAUAUAUGCCAUUGGGACGCAGGAAAAUGCCAUGAACAAGAAAGAAUGGGAGAUCACUCUGCAGGAGACUAUAGGUCCGUCUCACGUUCUGUUCCACUCGGUCUCUCAUGGGGCCCUGCAUCUGGCUGUGUACAUAAGAAGAGAUCUGAUCUGGUUCUGUACAGUUCCUGAGGAGGAUAUAGUCCAGACACGCGCUGUCACCAUGGUGAAGACCAAAGGAGCGCUGGCCAUCGGGUUUCAUUUAUUUGGAACGUCCUUUCUGUUUGUAAACUGCCACUUUGCCCCUGGAGAUGAAAAGAAGAAAGAGCGCCUGGAUGAUUUUAUGAAGAUCACAAAGCAGCUGAAUCUGCCGAGACAAAACGUGAAUGGGUCUCCUAACUCUAGCUCCUCAGAUGUGACAACUCGUUACGAUUGUGUGUUCUGGAUGGGCGACCUAAACUUCCGUAUCGAGGUCUACAAGGGCAAGCAGGCCGUGGAGGACAUUGUUAAGUACAUCGAAGAGCAGGAACACAAAAACUUUGAGGAUCUCGUAGCAGGGGACCAGCUUACAAAACUGAUUGUUGAAGGUAAAGUCUUUCAGGGGUUCCAGGAAGGGAGGAUCAAUUUCCGGCCUACGUACAAGUAUGACAUAGGAGAAAACACAUUUGAUACUUCAUAUAAAAAUAGAAUUCCAUCAUAUACGGAUCGUGUUUUGUUCCGAGCCAAGAAGAAGAAUUCCAUAGCCUGUACUCACUAUGACUCUGCCAGAAGCAUCCUCAUCUCAGACCAUCGUCCUGUGUUUGCAAUUUUUGAGGCUGCCGUACAGCCGGCCAGAGAUUGCUCUCUCCCCCUGGCAGCUGGACAGUUUGACAGGAGUGUCUACACGGAAGCAAACAAACGAAGAUCUAUGAAAAUAGAUGUCGUUAAUACUCUACAAAAUGAAAAAUCAAGCAAAACAUGCGUUAUCCAGUGAGGCAAGGUUCAAGCUGAUGACGAGUGAGUCAUCAGUCAGAAAAUUGAAAGCUGUUGCAUUUGAAGGCAUUUAGUCAUAUAUUUAUGUACAGGACUAGUUUGUUUGUAUAAGACAGAUAAAUAUUUAUCAGUAUCUGGUUCACUUUCUUACAUUAUAAGUAAAGCUACAGAAUCUUAAGGAUCUGACCCUUUACUUAAGAGGUGGUUGAAGUUUGUUAAAAAUAAAUGUGUUUUCCAUGGAAAUUUGUUUUUCAUAAACUUGGUGUGCAGUUCAGUAAAAUUAAUGUGUGCCCAUAACAUGUAUGUUCUGCAUACAUGAAUAAUUAUAAAUACUUUGAAUGGAUAUUACAUGUACAUUCAGUUUAAAUCCUGAACAGUUAGAAAUAUAAUUCAGAGAUAUUUUAUUCUCUAAAAAGUGGGACCAAAUUGUAUACCGGUAAUCAAUGAGUA